AUGCCUACCAGAGAUCUCGUGGCCUGGAACGCCAUGAUACACGCCAUAGCAGAGCAUGGAAGCUUGGACGAAGCAUUAGCAAUGUUCCAGAAAAUGCCACAGUGGAAUUUCUCCUCGUGGAACUCUUUAAUCGCAGCAUUUGCCAAGAGAGGGCAUCUAGGUUCCGCAAAGGAGGCCUUCGAUUCCAUGCCGGCGCGCAACGAUGUGUCUUGGGCGACCAUGGUGGCUGCUAUGGCUUCCAUCGAUCGCUCAUUGGACGAUGCCAGAUCCUGCUUCCAUCUCAUGCCGCAGCACGAUCUAGUCUCCUCCUCUGCGAUGGCGGUCGCCUUUGACCGUAAUGGAGAUCUCUCCCUCGCGAAGAAGAUCAUGGAUUCCACGCCCGAGCAGAGCGCCGCGAGCUGGAACGCUUACCUCGAAUCUCUCUGGCAGCGCGGAGAUGUCACCGCAGUAGACGCGGCAUUCGCAGAGAUCGCCCAGCGCGAUGAGAUCAGCUGGACGAUCCUGCUCAAAACGCAUCGCGAGGAUCUGGGCGAGGCGGAAUCGAUCCACGCGCGCAUGCCGAGCUGCAAUGCGGUGUCGUCCACGCUCAUGAUCUCGGCCUACGCGGAGCACGGGCACCUGGAAGAAGAGGCUAAGCGCGUGUUUGAUAUGAUGCCCACGCGGGACAUUGUCUCGUGGAACUCCAUAGCCCAGGCAUAUUCCGAUCGAGGGUAUCUGAGCGAGGGAAGAUUCCUCUUUGCGAUCAUGCCAGCGUGGAAUACCAUCACUUGGACGGUCCUGAUUUGUGCAAAUGCCGAGAACGGGUAUAUUGAGCAAGCACGCAGAGUGUUUACUUCCGUACAAAACGAGAGCGUUGUCACGUCCACGGCGAUGAUCAAAGCGUACGGAAUAAAUGGCUAUGACGCGAAGGCUUGGAGGGUGUUCAUUGAGAUGAGAGAGAGAAAUGUGGUGUCUUGGACUGCUUUGAUUGGAGCAAAUGCCUUGUGUGGUCAUUUGGAUGAGGCAAAGUUGGUUUUUAGCAAGAUGCCUUGUUGGGAUUUGGUCUCGUUCGAUUGCAUGCUUGGAGCUCAUGCGAACCAGCUCGAGGUCGAGAAGUGUGUGGAGAUUUUUGAAACUAUGACUUCCCGGAGCAUCAUCUCCUGGAACGCUUUGCUUGCUGCGUAUGCGCUGGAUAGUCUCGUGGAGCUCACCAAGUGGACGUUCUCCAAGAUGCCCAAGUGGAGCAUCGUGUCGUGGAACCUUGUGAUGCAAAUCUUUGGCCACAAUGGACUGGUGGACGAAGCUCGAGCGAUGUUUGAGAGCAUUCCCAAUCGCAACAUCAUGACUUGGAACGCGAUUGUUGCUGCUUAUGCCUCAAACGGACAGGGCCGCGUUGGGAUCGAGCUUUGUACGAGGAUGUUGGUCGAAGGACUCCGCCCGGACAACACCAUCUUCAUAAGCAUCCUCUCGGCUUGCAGCCAUGUCGGGCUCUUGGAUCAAGGCUUGAGCUUCUUCACGUCCAUGAUCCGCGACUUUGAUCUUACUCCAUCCAAGGAACACUACUGCUGCAUGGUGGACAUUCUCGGCCGUGCCGGGCAGCUAGCCAGGGCCGAGGAGCUCAUCGAGACGAUGCCAUAUCUCCCGGACGCGAGAACGCCGCGUCCUACAUCGCACUGGCUUGCAUCUACGCCGAGCUUCGCAGGAAAGAAGACGAGGUUGCGAUACGAAAAGCCAUGA
This is a messenger RNA of Selaginella moellendorffii, 1716 nucleotides long. RefSeq names its product pentatricopeptide repeat-containing protein At4g02750-like. Gene Ontology annotation, molecular function: protein binding. The coding region runs from base 1 to 1716 and encodes 571 amino acids. NCBI's taxonomy places the organism in Eukaryota, Viridiplantae, Streptophyta, Lycopodiopsida, Selaginellales, Selaginellaceae. The record is from RefSeq and is a predicted model, not a curated record. The transcript is spliced from 3 exons.